GAUGGGUAUUCAAAUCAAAACAAGAAAAGGAAACACAAGAUCAAAAGUUGAUUCUUCUUCUUCAGAAAUUAGCUCUUCUCCUGGUGCGAAGACUCCCAAUUUAGUAGCCAGACUGAUGGGUCUCGAUCUUCUUCCUGAUAGCCAUUUACCCUCUUCACCAUCAUUUCAUGAAACAUCAAACCUUACCCUCCAAAACAAACUAAUAACCAGCCACAGAAAGUCUUUAGAUGGGCAUAUUAGAGGCACUCGUUCUUUGCCUGAGACACCAAGAAUAUCUUCAGCCAGAAGAUCAGACGUUGACCUCCACCGUCUUUCACUUCAAAUCAACAAAGAGAACAUGGGUGUGGGCGAAGAGACUGACUUCUCUCGUUUUUCUUAUUUAAGGAGAAAAGAACUCAAGCAAGAAGAUGAAUACAGAAGCCCAAGUCAUUCUGCAAGGCAAAUAGUGAAGCAAGUUGAAGAAAGUGUUGGCAGGAAAGUUGGAGUUGACAUAACAAACACUUUAAAGCACAGGGAACAAGAAAGAAAUGAACCUGUUUAUCAAAUAAAGGCUAAGAAAAUAAGUUCGAGGGCAGCUUUGGCAAAUGUUCUUGAUCAGUCCAGUCACUCACCAAGGCUUAGUAGAUUCUCGGAAUCCAAACAGAAAUCAACCACACAGUCGUCCAUUAUAAAUGACCACAACCACAUGCCUCAUCAGCCUCGAAAGCAAUCUUGUUCUCCAAUUUCACAAACCAAUAAUAUUAAUCAGCCACAACCCAUCAAAGUUUUCUCAUCAAAGUCCAAGCAACAACCAGUGCAAGAGCAGCAACAUGAGCAAAGACUCGCAAAGAGUUGCAAGAAAGUUGCGAGUGAAAGGUUCAAAAAGCCUCCACAAACAUCGGAAUUUUUUCGAAACAAGCAAGAAGAACCAUUUGUUCGUCCCUCCAAGGUCAACAGAGCCAAUUAUCCUGACAAGAAAUGCAAGAAAAUUCCGUUGUCAAAUGAGCUUCUCAAUGUCACCGUCCCUAAUCUUUUUCUCGUCAAGAAAGAUCCCUCUCCUCCAGCAACCAAAAUAACUCAAAAACAGGUAUCAAAUGCUGAAAGCUCGAAACGGGGCUCACAGUUAUCUAGUAAUUCGAGACAGAAGUACAAACAAGAAGGGACGCAUACGCUCAUUGCCCGAGAGACCAACGACAGCAGAGCUAACCGUGUCACCACCACCACCGUGGGAAGAGCUGCAGAGUAUGAAAAUGAGUACAUUACAAGAAUACUAAAAAGUGCUGGCAUUGACAAACAUACCCAAGUGUCCUUCACUCAUUGGUUCUCUCCUUAUCAUCCUUUAAACUCUUCUAUCUUUCACCACCUCGAAAAUGAUAUCAACAAUUACCAUUAUAAUCAUCAUCAUCAUUCUUCAUUAUCUCAUCAAUGUAACCGCAAGUUACUGUUUUAUUUAGCGGAUGAAAUUCUUGUAGAUAUUUUGAAGCCUUUGAUGAACAUGAAGCCAUGGAUUACAUCACAUGAUUAUGGAAGCAGUAGUCACAUGCACAUGACAGGGUCAGAGUUAAUUGAAAAGUUGAGUUCGCAAAUCAAAAGUUUUCCAUGUGCAGAUUAUCGUGUUCUUGAAGACAUUGACGCAAUAAUAGAGAAGGAUUUGCCACAAAUGAAGGCACAGAAUGGCAUAGCUUUUGAAGAGGAAGGAGAAGGGGUGGUGAUGGACAUAGAGAAGGACAUAUUAGACACACUCAUACAAGAAACGGCACUGGGGUUAAUAAGGAGUUGAAGAAGUGAAAACAGUGAAUACGUAAGAGAGAGAAUUGAGAAUGGGGAUUGGAGAGACAGGAAGCAGAGGGGUCACAUGGGUUAUUCACGUGAUGAGAUGCUAAUAGUCGGGGGGUUUUGAAGAGGUCAAGCUGAUUGGGUCAACUGCUAAAUUGGUUUCAAAGGUUACAAGGUAUUGGAGAUGACGACUGUUCUGUUGCUCCGAUGACACUAGCUUUCUCAGUCCUUUUAAAAAUACAAUUCCUUUCCCUCCUUCUCUCUCUCUCUCUCUCUCCACCUCUGUAUAUUUAUGGUGAUGGACUACUCUUAACAAGUUUCAGAAAGUAGCUGCUUUAUUUUCUCUGCAAUUACAGUUUAUCCGUUAAAUAUUUCAAAUACAAGUAAACUAUUCCUUUCAA
Messenger RNA from Mangifera indica (mango), 2156 nucleotides. RefSeq lists its product as uncharacterized. The record is from RefSeq and is a predicted model, not a curated record. The coding region runs from base 2 to 1759 and encodes 585 amino acids. The transcript has 2 exons. Lineage: Eukaryota; Viridiplantae; Streptophyta; Magnoliopsida; Sapindales; Anacardiaceae.